CCGCCUCCGCCUCCUCCCCUCCCCCGCGCUCGGGAAUAAAUCCGGGAAGGACCGAGCCUGGCGCGCCAGAGCGAGCGGAGAAGCUGUUCCAAAAGUAGCCCUGAUGGCGGCGGAUCGGAUGCAGCCGGAGCUGCCGCGGGAGUAGCGGCGAGUCUGAGUAUCUCCCUGGAUCCCCCGCUCCACCCACCGAUCUCAAUCGGUCUCCUCCCCACCCCCAGCUCCGCUCCCUGCUGCUGUGCCCAUCGCUGGGCGGCUCCUCGGAGAAAGGGCGGGGGGCGGCAUUUUAAAAAGCAAAACAAGCCCCCACUCAUUUAAUUUCAUUAUUUGUUCCGUCUCCGUGACUGGGGGGGAUCGAUCUUCGAUCAGGAAGAUGGCUGCUAGCUGGCUGCUAGUCUUUAGUCUGACACUUUUCCAGUCCCUAGUGAUGAACCUGUCCUCGGAAGGACCCUUCCCCUCUGCCACAACAAUAAAGUCAUGGGUGGAUAAAAUGCAAGUCGAUCUUGUAACGUUGGCAAGAAGCGCAAGUGGGGUGGACGAGCUUGCCAAGAUUUAUACGAAAUACAGCGAUCUGUAUACGGUGGAAGCCAACAAUGCACGUGACUUGGUGGAAAUUGCAGCUAGCAAUAUUGAAAAACUACUGAGUAACAGAUCAAAAGCCCUGGUGAACCUUGCAAAAGAAGCAGAGACAUUUCAAGCAGCACAUCAGUGGAGGGAUGAGUUUGGGAAUAAUGAAAUCAUCUAUUACAAUGCAAAAGAUGAUCAGAACGAUUCUGAAAAGAAUGAGACUGAAACUGGAAGCCAGAAAAUCAGACCAGUGUUUGAAGAUGAUGCUGUUUUUGGGCGACAGAUAUCUUACCAGCAUGCAGCAGUCCACAUACCAACAGAUAUCUAUGAAGGCUCUACAAUAGUGUUAAAUGAACUCAACUGGACUGGAGCAUUGGAUGAGGUAUUCAAAAAGAACAGAGAAGAAGACCCAACUUUGUUAUGGCAGGUUUUUGGCAGUGCGACUGGCCUCGCCAGGUAUUAUCCAGCCUCUCCAUGGGUAGAUAAAAGCCGAACUCCAAACAAGAUAGAUCUAUAUGAUGUUCGCAGAAGACCAUGGUACAUCCAAGGAGCUGCAUCUCCAAAAGACAUGCUUAUUUUAGUUGAUGCGAGUGGGAGUGUUAGUGGACUGACGCUGAAGUUGAUCCGAACCUCCGUCAUUGAGAUGCUAGAAACAUUGUCAGAUGAUGAUUUCGUGAAUGUAGUUUCAUUUAACAAUAAUGCUCAGAACGUCAGUUGCUUUAAUCAUCUUGUCCAAGCUAAUGUGAGGAACAAGAAGAAACUGAAAGAGGCAGUCUACAAAAUCUCAGCUAAAGGAAUCACUGACUACAAGAAAGGCUUUAUCUAUGCUUUUCAACAGCUGCAAAAUCACAGUGGCUCUAGAGCUAAUUGCAAUAAGAUCAUUAUGUUGUUUACUGAUGGUGGUGAAGAAAGAGCACAAGAGAUUUUCAACACAUACAACAAAGACAAAAAAGUACGUGUAUUCACAUUUUCUGUUGGUCAACAUAAUUAUGACAAAGGACCCAUACAAUGGAUGGCCUGCCAAAAUAAAGGGUACUAUUAUGAAAUUCCUUCCAUUGGAGCGAUAAGAAUAAACACACAGGAAUAUUUGGACGUUUUGGGGAGACCGAUGGUUUUAGCUGGAGAUAAAGCAAAACAAGUCCAGUGGACCAAUGUGUAUUUGGAUGCACUGGAACUGGGCCUUGUCAUUACCGGGACUCUGCCUGUCUUUAAUCGAACAGUAGACCAACAAGGGAACAAGAACCAGCUGAUUCUUGGAGUUAUGGGAGUUGAUGUCUCUUUGGAGGACAUAAAAAAACUGACACCACGGUUUACAUUGUGCCCAAAUGGUUACUAUUUUGCAAUUGACCCUAAUGGUUAUGUUUUGCUUCAUCCAGAUCUUAAACCAAAGCAUAUUGGUGUGGGCAUACCAAAAGUUAAUGUGAGAAAAAGGAGACCCAAUGUCCAGAAUCGUAAAUCUCAGGAGCCUGUUACACUGGAUUUUCUGGAUGCUGAGCUAGAAAAUGAUAUUAAGGUUGAGAUUCGGAAAAAAAUGAUAGAUGGAGAAAGUGGGGAAAGAACAUUUAAAACAUUGGUCAAGUCUCAAGAUGAGAGGUAUAUUGACAAAGGAAAUCGAACGUAUACAUGGACCGCUGUGAAUGGCACAGAUUACAGUUUGGCCUUGGUAUUACCAUCUUACAGCUUUUACUACAUUAAAGCCAAAAUAGAAGAACCAAUAACUCAGGCCAGAUUCAAAAAGGAUUCAGAAACUCUAAAGAUUGAUCACUUUGAUGAAGCUGGCUAUACCUUUAUAGCACCAAGAGAAUACUGUAAUGAUGUAAAAGUAUCAGUCAACAACACUGAUUUUCUUUUAAAUUUCAAUGAGUUUAUUGAUCGAAAUACCCCAAACAGCCCUUCAUGUAAUACUGAUAUGGUCAUUAGAGUUUUGCUGGAUGCAGGAUUUACAAAUGAACUAGUCCAGAAUUAUUGGAGUAAACAAUCUCUCAAUGGAGUUGUUGCACAAUUUGUGGUUACGGACGGUGGAAUCACUAGAGUUUACCCUAAAAGGGCAGGAGAUGAUUGGACAGAAAAUCCUGAAACUUAUGAAGUCAGUUUCUAUAAACGGAGCUUGGAUAAUGACAACUAUAUCUUCACAGCUCCAUACUACAACAAAAGUGAUGCCAGUAGCUAUGAAACAGGCAUUAUGGUGAGCAAGGCUGUGGAAAUAACCAUUGGUGGAAAACUUCUUAAACCUGCAGUUGUUGGAAUAAAAAUUGAUGCAAUCAGCUGGAUGGAAAAUUUCACCAAAACCACAACCAAGAGCCUGUGCAACAGUGAACUUUGUGGCUGUGAAAGAAACAGUAUGCACCUGGAUUGUGUUGUUCUUGAUGACGGUGGAUUUCUUUUGAUGUCAAAUCAGGAUGAAUAUACCCAACAGAUUGGACGAUUCUUUGGUGAGAUUGACCCUGACCUGAUGCGAAACCUCAUUAACAUGUCCUUGUAUGCCUUUAACAAGUCUUACGACUAUCAAUCUGUGUGUGAUCCCGAAGAAGAACCAAAGCAAGGAGCUGGUCUUCGUUCUGUAUACGUGCCUACAGUAGCAGAUAUUUUGCAUGUCGGAUGGUGGGCCUCUGCAGCCGCCUGGUCUAUCUUGCAACAGCUGUUUUUGGGCCUGACUUUUCCACGUUUCCUCGAGGCAGCGGAAGCAGAUGAUGACGAUUACGCUACUAUCCUAUCCAAACAGAGCUGCAUUACUGAACAAACUCAGUAUUUCUUUGAAAAUGAUGAUAAAUCCUUUGGUGGGAUCGUAGAUUGUAUAAACUGUUCCAGACUUUAUCAUGCAGAAAAGCUUUCACACACCAAUCUAGUAUUUAUAAUUAGUGACAGCCAACGGAUGUGCCGCUCCUGUGACCCAAAGCCAUUGAUGCAAGCAGAAAAGCCGGAUGAAGGGCCAAACCCUUGUGAAAUGGUGAAGCAGCCCAGAUACAGAAAGGGGCCUGAUGUCUGCUUUGAUAACGACAAGGGGGAUCAGCCUAUAUGCACAACGAGUCGUGCCUCUGCCAUGAUGUCCGCUCCUAUCUUCAUUUUUCUGCAAGUUUUCAUAUGGUGUGGAUGGAAGAUUCGUCAGACUGUGGUGGGGUCUCUGGACUGAGCCCAUCACUCUGGUCUCUGAUAGGAAUCCAGUUUGUCCUGCUUUGGCUGUUAUCUGGCAGCAGACAUUGCCAGUUAUGACCCUGUGAAACCAAAACCUGCAUAACUAAUCAAGACCCUGCCAAAACGUUAGCCCUCAGUUUCAUUGUCAAAGGGUCAGCUAUUCAGGCAGCAGAAGAACAGCAAUGCCCAUAACUUGGUAUCAGUCUAUGUGAACGAUUUAUAAAGGCACCCACAGUGGCUGCAUGUUGGAGUGUCAGAUCGUUAAACAUGUGUGAAUGCUGCAUCAUCUCUGCCAUCAGAACAGAAUUCUAUAUGUGCUUUAUUGAGGAAUCUAAGAUUUUUGUGUUCAUUGUUGUAUCGUUGAUGACUUCAUGUAAAAGGGCUCCCCUUAAAAUAGCGUAUGUAUGAUAUGAUUUCCAUUUAUUUUGAUCUUAGCAUUGAAUUUGUUGCAGACCCUAUAUGCUUUUACAUGAACACUUGUGAAAUCAUAUUUCUUUAACCCUCCUCUUUUAUUGUAUUAAUACCAUUACAGCUGCUUUGAACAUCAGUUGUGUCCAGAAUAUAAAUAGUUGGCAGACUUCAGUUUGUACAAAACAGCUUAGUGAAUUGAAAAUAUUGGCUAGUCUUCUCCAGAAGUUCACCAUGACUGAAAUGCCUUACAAUGAGUGGUUUAUUCUGCCAAAAUUAAUCAAAACAGGUGGCUAGCAAAGUUUUGGUAGGUUCAUAAACUGUUGGUUUUAAAAUAAAAUAAAACAAAAAAGCAAGAAAGAAGCUAAUGAAUUUUGAAAUAUAAAGGUGUUUGACAGUUUGAUAUUUUAUCUAACCGAGUGAUUUUCCUCCUGAACUCAGUGUCAUGUCCCUUUCAGAAAGCUGUUAAUUUCCAUGUAAUGAUCAGUGCUCUCUUCACAGUGCAGUUACGUAACGCUAGCCAAAUCCUUCAAAAUGCUCAAACGAAAAAGCUUGUGAAUACAAAAUGUCUUUGUGAUUAUUGAAUGUUGGUUUCCAAGGGUAUUUUGCAUGAUGAUGCUGCUACUUUAUUGUUUUAAAGUUUGUUUUCUUGAAUGGUAGAGUAUAGUCCAUUGAAAAGGUAACUGAGUGAUUCUUUUGUUGUGUGAGAAACUGAACACUGCAAUGUGAUGCAAUUAAAUAAUCUUAAAGUAUAUUGUUAAACAGAGCUCUGAAUAUACUGUGCAAUGACAAAGCUAAGAAAGUAGCGUAAAUUUCGUUGGCUGGACAAAAGGGAUGAGAUGGAUUUUAUACAGAUUAGUGCUCUCACAUGAAAACCUAUGUACAGAUAUUUUAAGUAUAUAAAAAUCAGAUUUGACACAUUUAUUUUUGAAGAGUAUAUGUUGUUCUGAGAUUCAUGCCAGGUUCCCCUUUUGUUUUCAUGACACGGUAGCACCCCUUAAUGUUUAAACUCCUACUAUUGCUAUUUUAUAUCGAAUAUAGCAAGCUUAGUAGAGCAAGAUUUCCUGGCUGCUGAAAUUAGAACGAAAUCUGAACAAAUGGGGAGCCUUGAAUCUAUAUGUAUGCACAUUGAUACUUGAUUGUGAAUAACAAUAAAAACAAUUGUUUUAUACAAACUUGUUGGUGAUACAAAUUGGUGCAGUAAAUUAUAAUAUUACACUGUAGAAUAGUGUACAUGCAAAAUAUGAUUUGCGCUUUUUUCUAGUUUUCAGAACUAAACAGUAUUGCAAGACAGCUAAACCAAUGAAUGUGCAACUCUGCUGACAUUGUGCAAUUCUGCUAACAGCUGCAAUAUGCUAAUAUUUACAUGGUACAAUACAUUUGUUCUUUAAAAAAUGAAAAUGCAAAGCGUUGGUAUGUAUAUGCUGGCAAAUGACUACUAUAAUCUUGAACAUGUCAAAAGCUUACAGAAAUUAUUAGGCAUGCCUCAAUAUGCCAUGAAAAUUGAAGAAGCCACUCAAACCUAUGGCAUGGCUUACAAGAUGAAAUGACUACAUGUAGCUGUGCCUAUGAUUGGUUGUUGUUUUUUUCAUAUUACCCUUGGUUCCAGCUGUGUAUGUUCCCAUGUUUAGGAUUACAGUGCUGGGGAAAAUAAAAAAAACCUAUUAUUUAAUUAUCAUAAUUAACUGUUUAAUAUCUCUAAGAAAUUCAUUUGAUUAAAAGUACAAUUAACUGAGUUGGGUGUAUCCAGUUCUCUAGUGAAAAGGAGCUGAUUUCAGCAGCAUGGGAUGAGGAUAAGUGGGGAAUUUUCCCCGCCAGUAGUGUUGCUGGUAGGGCUGUCAAUUGAUUAAAAAAAUUAAUCACUAUUAAUCACAUGAUAAAAAAAAAUAAUUGUGAUUAAUUGCACUGUUAAUUAUAGAAUAGGAUUUAUUGAAAUAUAUUUGGAUGUUGUCUACAUUUUCAAAUAUAUUGAUUUCAAUUACA
This is a messenger RNA of Mauremys reevesii (Reeves's turtle), 6087 nucleotides long. RefSeq names its product calcium voltage-gated channel auxiliary subunit alpha2delta 1 (gene CACNA2D1). NCBI's taxonomy places the organism in Eukaryota, Metazoa, Chordata, Testudines, Geoemydidae. Gene Ontology annotation, cellular component: L-type voltage-gated calcium channel complex. Gene Ontology annotation, molecular function: voltage-gated calcium channel activity. The record is from RefSeq and is a predicted model, not a curated record. The transcript is spliced from 41 exons. The coding region runs from base 371 to 3694 and encodes 1107 amino acids.